Messenger RNA from Fusarium fujikuroi IMI 58289, 219 nucleotides. RefSeq lists its product as uncharacterized. The transcript is spliced from 2 exons. Lineage: Eukaryota; Fungi; Ascomycota; Sordariomycetes; Hypocreales; Nectriaceae. The record is from RefSeq and is a predicted model, not a curated record. Bases 1 to 219 code for a protein of 72 amino acids.
AUGCCAUUUCACAUUCAUAACGUAUAUGGAUACCAUGGCGAAGGCGAGGUUGCAGGGAAACGGAGACGCGGGGACUUGAUCCACAGCAAUAACCAGGUCCAGGGCCAGCGAGGACAGGGAUCGGAGCAUUCUGUCGUUCUCGUCUCAAUGGCACGUACCACUAUGUGCCCUCUCAGAACCCUAUGGGGCACCAUAACUGAAGCCGAAGCACGAGGAUGA